Molecule: messenger RNA, 1005 nt
Organism: Naegleria gruberi
Lineage: Eukaryota; Heterolobosea; Eutetramitea; Acrasida; Naegleriidae
Product: DUF1279 domain-containing protein
Exons: 1
Coding region: 119-985 (288 amino acids)
Cellular component (GO): mitochondrion
Source: RefSeq, a predicted model, not a curated record
AUUUUCAUCAUUAUCAUUGAGGAGUCCUUUCGGUACCCUGUGAGCGAUUGAUUAAUUAUUACAAGUGAGAGAGAGAAGGAUUAAUUUAUUAAAUCAUAUAUAAUAAUCACGUUAAACGAUGAAUAGAGUAGUAUUGAGUAGUAGUAGAAAUAGACGUACAUUGGGAAAGGCUUUGACCACUGCCUUGUCUAUGAGACAAUCAUCAUCAAUUAAUUCUAGAAAAUUCAAUUCAUUAUCUGAUAAUAUUAUUAAUAAUAAUGGUAGUACUACUUUUAGUGGAACAACAAUUAAUCGUUCAUUUAGUACAGUGAAUAGUAUGAUUCAUAAAGCUGUUGAUCCAGAACUUUCCGAAACAAAAUAUAUUACUGUAAAAACACCUGAAGAUGUUGUAAAAAAUUCCAAUGUUAUUAUUGAAUGGUUAAAAGUUGAAGGAGAUCCAGUAGAGGAUAAUGAAAUUGUUUGUAGAAUUGAUAGACAACCAGUUGUUGGUGAUGAAAUUAGAGAAAUGCAAGCUGAUUAUAAAGGAAUUAUUCAUAAAAUUCCAUUCGAACCAAAGCCAACAAGGGAAGAUAUUGGAAAGAAAUUAAAUGUUAAAAUGUCACCAAAUCAAGAAUUAUACGUUUUACAAACAACUGAACAAGAAAUCAGAUCCCAAGAAACAGUAUUUGCCAAGAUUAAGAGAUUUGUCAAGCAAUACGGUGCUUUGGGUAUUGUAAUUUAUUUUGGUAUUUACUUUUUGGUUUUAGGUACAAUUUUCCUCUUAUUACAACAAGGAGUUUUCGCAACUAAGGAUGUUUUACAAUGGUUGCAUAGUAGUGGACUUGAUAAGCUUAUUGACAUGUCUGAUUUGGAUAAAUCAGAAAUGUAUGCCAAUGCCGGUGUUGCUUGGGUUUUGACUAAAUUUACUGAACCUUUGAGAAUGGCUGUUACUUUGGCUAUUACUCCAAGUAUUUACAGAUUAUUGAAAAAGUUAAUGAGAAAGUAAAUUUUAUUAUAUUGUAAUUC